CCCUUUCAGCGAUCCGUAACGUCAAAGCUUCCUGUGUUGUGUAAACAUGUGGAUUAGUGCGAAAAAUUAAAGUCUGCGCCGAGCGUUUGUGCAGAAAUUAUUUGUAUUAAAUACAUAUAAGGCGCUACAGUACGUAUAAAUAAGAUGGAGACCGAAAAUCGACCCAGAAAGCGAUCAUAUGGGGAAAAAGAAAACUCAGGGUCAGAAGGAUCAGAGGAUGAUGACUAUGUCCCAUAUGUUCCUGUCAAAAUGAGAAAGCAGCAAAUGCUGCAGAAGAUGCUGCGUCUCAGAGGAAAGGCAGUGGAUGAGGAGCAAAAGGACAGUGGGGAGGAGCAAAGGGAUGAGGAUGAAGGUCUUGGUCCUCGUUCAAAUGUCAGUCUUCUUGACCAGCAUCAACACCUGAAGGAAAAAGCAGAAGCCCGUAAGGAGUCAGCCAAGGAGAAGCAGCUGAAAGAGGAAGAGAAGAUUCUAGAAAGUGUUGCAGAGGGCAGAGCUCUGAUGUCUGUGAAGGAAAUGGCUAAAGGUAUCAUAUAUGAUGAUCCGAUCAAAACAAGCUGGAGUGCACCUCGCUACAUCCUGAACAUGCCAGACACCAGACACGAGCGUGUUAGGAAGAAGUUCCAUAUCCUGGUAGAUGGUGAUGGCAUCCCACCACCAAUCAAAAGCUUCAGAGAAAUGAAGUUUCCACCAGCUAUAUUAAAAGGUUUAAAGAAGAAAGGUAUUGUGCAUCCCACACCAAUCCAAAUUCAAGGAAUCCCUACAGUUCUUUCAGGUCGGGACAUGAUUGGCAUCGCCUUCACUGGUUCUGGAAAAACUUUGGUCUUUACUCUCCCCAUUAUCAUGUUUUCUCUGGAGCAAGAGAAAAGGCUGCCUUUCUUCAAGCGAGAGGGACCGUAUGGACUGAUCAUCUGUCCUUCUCGAGAGUUGGCAAGGCAGACUCAUGGCAUUAUAGAGUAUUACUGCAAGCUGCUGGAGGAGGAGGGGGCUCCUCAGCUGCGCUCUGCCCUUUGCAUCGGAGGAAUGUCUGUGAAGGAACAGAUGGAGGUAGUAAAACAUGGGGUCCACAUGAUGGUGGCCACACCUGGCAGACUGAUGGAUUUGUUGCAGAAGAAGAUGGUGAGUCUGGACAUCUGCCGCUACCUGGCUCUGGAUGAGGCUGAUAGGAUGAUUGACAUGGGAUUUGAGGAGGACAUCAGGACCAUUUUCUCUUAUUUCAAGGGACAAAGACAAACCCUGCUCUUCAGCGCCACUAUGCCAAAGAAGAUUCAGAACUUUGCCAAGAGCGCCCUGGUUAAACCCAUCACUAUUAACGUGGGCAGGGCAGGUGCCGCCAGCUUGGACGUCAUCCAGGAAGUGGAAUAUGUCAAGGAGGAGGCCAAGAUGGUGUACCUGUUGGAAUGUCUGCAGAAAACACCACCUCCUGUGCUGAUAUUUGCCGAGAAGAAGGCAGAUGUAGAUGCUAUCCAUGAGUAUCUGCUCCUGAAAGGUGUGGAGGCUGUGGCCAUUCAUGGAGGAAAAGAUCAGGAGGAAAGAACCAAAGCUAUAGAAGCUUUUAAAGAAGGAAAGAAAGAUGUCUUGGUCGCCACAGACGUCGCCUCCAAGGGUCUGGAUUUCCCUGCUAUUCAGCAUGUAAUAAAUUAUGAUAUGCCUGAAGAGAUAGAGAAUUAUGUCCAUAGAAUUGGUAGAACUGGACGAUCGGGAAAGACGGGUAUCGCCACAACGUUCAUCAAUAAAGGCUGCGAUGAGUCUGUGUUGAUGGAUCUGAAAGCCCUGCUGGUUGAAGCCAAGCAGAAGGUUCCCCCGGUUCUCCAGGUGCUCCAGACGGGAGACGAGACGAUGCUGGACAUCGGAGGAGAGAGGGGCUGUACGUUUUGCGGUGGUCUGGGCCAUCGUAUCACUGACUGUCCUAAGCUGGAGGCCAUGCAGACCAAGCAGGUCACCAACAUUGGCCGGAAAGACUACCUGGCCCACAGCUCAAUGGACUUCUAAGAGAUUUUCAUCAAGGAGAAGCUUCUCCCGUGUUUGACGGAACUGAGAAACACUUCUGAAGCAAUUGUACAGUUACGUGUCAUGUCACCGAACUGAGGAAGUGUAUUUUUAUCUUUACCCAGUAGAGCUACAGGUUUGAUAGAUUACAUGAUUGGCCACUUACAGCCUCUUGGUUUUUUUUUUUUGGUUUGUUUUCACCCAUUUCUCUCCUUGUUGUUGAUACGGACCCCUUGUAACAUACAGUAUUUUUGCUACUCCAGUUGUAAAUAAAGCCACUCUUAACUGUU
Molecule: messenger RNA, 2276 nt
Organism: Sphaeramia orbicularis (orbiculate cardinalfish)
Lineage: Eukaryota; Metazoa; Chordata; Actinopteri; Kurtiformes; Apogonidae
Gene: ddx41
Product: DEAD (Asp-Glu-Ala-Asp) box polypeptide 41
Exons: 17
Coding region: 145-1989 (614 amino acids)
Biological process (GO): mRNA splicing, via spliceosome
Molecular function (GO): nucleic acid binding; zinc ion binding; ATP binding
Source: RefSeq, a predicted model, not a curated record